Molecule: messenger RNA, 2475 nt
Organism: Fraxinus pennsylvanica
Lineage: Eukaryota; Viridiplantae; Streptophyta; Magnoliopsida; Lamiales; Oleaceae
Source: the annotation of a GenBank genome assembly
AUGGGAACGAUGGACAAGCAGAGUGCUGUGGAUUACAUCAACCAGAUGUUCCCUACAGAGGCAUCUUUAUCUGGUAUCGAGCCACUUAUGCAGAAAAUACAUAGUGAAAUUUGUCGAGUAGAUGCUGAAAUUUUAGCAGCUGUUCGCCAACAGAGUAACUCAGGAACCAAAGCAAGGGAGGAUCUUGCUGCAGCUACCAGUGCUGUGCAGGAACUCAUGUAUAAAAUUCGGGAAAUUAAAACCAAAGCAGAGCAAAGUGAGACAAUGGUUCAGGAAAUAUGCCGUGACAUUAAGAAACUGGAUUUUGCAAAGAAGCACAUAACAACUACAAUUACUGCCCUUCAUCGUCUUACCAUGCUAGUCUCUGCUGUAGAGCAACUUCAAGUCUUGGCUUCAAAAAGACAAUACAAGGAGGUAGCUGCACAACUAGAGGCUGUGAACCAGUUAUGUAGUCAUUUUGAAGCCUACAGAGAUAUUCCAAAAAUCACAGAGCUGAGAGAGAAGUUUAAGAGCAUAAAACAAAUUCUCAAAUCUCACGUGUUCUCAGAUUUUUCCAGUUUAGGUUCUGGGAAAGAGACGGAGGAAAACAAUUUACUACAGCAGUUAUCAGAUGCUUGCUUAGUCGUUGACGCUUUGGAGCCAUCAGUGAGGGAAGAUUUGGUGAAGAACUUUUGUAGCAGGGAGCUUACUUCAUAUCAACAGAUUUUUGAAGGAGCUGAAUUAGCAAAACUGGAUAAAACAGAAAGAAGAUAUACUUGGAUCAAGCGUAGGUUAAGAACCAAUGAGGAGAUUUGGAAGAUUUUCCCAUCUUCAUGGCAUGUUCCCUACUUGCUCUGUAUCCAAUUCUGCAAGCUGACAAGGACACAACUCAUGGAGAUUCUUAAUAAUCUUAAAGAAAAGCCAGAUGUUGGGACAUUAUUGCUGGCACUACAGCGAACAUUGGAAUUUGAGGAGGAGUUGGCGGAGAAAUUUGGUGGUGGAAGUCAAAAUAGAGAAACGGAAAAUGACAGUGGGGAACUACAUGAAGGGGAAAAUACUAGUCAUGCUAUUUCAGACAUUCGGAAGAAAUACGAGAAAAAGCUUGCCGCACAUCAUGGAAGUGGAAAUGAGGAACACGAUCAACACAGAGAUUUAACAUUGCCUGGAGCUGGGUUCAAUUUCCACGGGAUCAUUUCAUCUUGCUUUGAACCUCACUUGACAGUAUAUGUAGAACUGGAAGAGAAGACUCUUAUGGAGAAUCUAGAGAAACUUGUCCAGGAAGAAACAUGGGAAACUGAAGACGGAAGUCAAACUAAUAUCUUGUCUAGCAGCGCACAGGUCUUUUCGAUAAUAAGGAGGAGCUUAAAGCGAUGCAGUGCUUUGACGAAAAAUCAGACACUGUUUAAUUUGUUCCAGGUGUUUCAAAGAUUUCUUAAAGCAUAUGCGACAAAGCUUUUCAUGAGAUUGCCCAAGGGUGGUACAGGAAUUGUAGCGGCUGCCACAGGAAUGGAUGGACAGAUAAAGACAUCUGAUAAGGAUGAACGUGUGAUCUGUUAUAUAGUUAGCACAGCUGAAUAUUGCCACAAAACGUCCGGCGAACUGGCUGAAAAUGUGUCCAAAAUAAUUGAACCUCAGUUUGUCGAUAUGAUUGAUACGUCUGAAGUACAGGACGAAUUCUCAGCAGUUAUAACGAAAGCCUUGAUCACUUUAGUGAAUGGUAUAGAGACUAAAUUUGAUGCUGAAAUGGCUGCAAUGGCACGAGUACCCUGGGGAACACUUGAAAGUGUCGGUGACCAAUCAGAGUACGUCAAUUCCAUAAACAUGAUUUUGACUACUAGCAUUCCUGUACUUGGAAGCCUUCUUUCUCCAAUUUAUUUCCAGUUCUUCCUUGACAAGCUUGCAUCUUCUCUUGGUCCACGCUUCUAUCUCAAUAUAUUCAAAUGCAAGCAAAUAUCAGAAACAGGAGCACAACAAAUGUUAUUGGAUACACAGGCUGUAAAAACUAUUCUUCUGGAUAUUCCUUCCCUUGGGAAACAGACAUCCGGAGCUUCCAGCUACUCGAAAUUUGUAAAUCGUGAGAUGAGCAAAGCGGAAGCACUACUGAAGGUAAUAUUGUCCCCAGUUGACUCCGUGGCAGACACAUAUUGCGCCCUGUUACCUGAGGGAACACUUGCAGAGUUUCAGCGGAUUCUGGAUCUGAAGGGCCUCAAGAGGACUGACCAGCAAAGCAUACUCGAUGAUUAUAACAAACGUGGAGCUAGAAGCACUCAACCAUCUAUCAAUUCAGUCGUGCCUGCUGUCUCCAGCACGUCCAUCGCACCAGUCCUGAGUAGUCCUGCCGCUCCUGGAAUCAUCUCAUCAGGAGAGGAAGUGCUAGCAAGAGCAGCUGCACUUGGAAGAGGUUUUUCUGCAACUGGAUUCAAGAAAUUUCUAGCUUUAACUGAAGCUGCUAAGGAUCGAAAAGACGGUACACUCAGGAAGUUCUUUGUUGGAUGA